Melitaea cinxia (Glanville fritillary) is the source of this 1092-nucleotide messenger RNA. RefSeq lists its product as uncharacterized. Lineage: Eukaryota; Metazoa; Arthropoda; Insecta; Lepidoptera; Nymphalidae. The transcript has a single exon. The record is from RefSeq and is a predicted model, not a curated record. Bases 296 to 1030 code for a protein of 244 amino acids.
AACAACACAGUGUCAACGUUCCGAAAAAUUAUUUGCAAUAAAUAGAAACACACAGUAGUUCUCCAAGUUACUUAACGAUACGAAGAAAACAAAGUGCUAUUUGCGUGUUACGCAUAUCAAACAGUGCAUAUUGUAUAAUUUUGCGAUAAUUACGAAGACCAAAAUUGAAGAAGACGCAAGUGGAGGGUAGGUUACGAAUAUUCAUUUAUAGACAAUUCUCAAUAUUGUAGAAGACUGUCAACGUCAAAGUCACCGUAGUGUUGCCAGCAACGAAAAUUAAAACUCCCCAUUAAAUAUGGAAAAUCAAUUCGAACUUUUAUACAGCAAAUUGAAAAUAGAAAUGCAAAAACAAACACUAGAAUUAACCAAUAAUAUUAUGGAGAAAAUAGACGAAAAAAUUAAACCUGUCCUUGAAGAAAACAAAAAGCUGCGAAAUGAACUAGUAAAAUUAGAGAAAAAGGUGGAAUAUAUGGAAAGAGAUAAAAAAUUUAACAAUAUCAUAAUUUAUGGGAUGAAAGAAGAAGAAGAGUCUACGUUAGAACUAUUUACAAAAGUAAAGGAAUGCUUUUUACAAGAAUUGGAAAUAAAUGUAGAAGAAUGGGAAAUAAACAAAAUACACCGUAUUGGAAACAUACAAAAAAGUGGAAAACAGAGGCCUGUACUCCUUUCUUUUGUAAGCGGAUGGAAAAAGAGGGAAAUUAUGGAAAACAAAAAGAAACUAAAGAAUAUAUAUAUUGCAGAAGACUACUCCAAGGAAACACUAGAAAAAAGAAAGGCACUACAACCUCAGCUUAUAGAGGAAAGGAAAAAAGGAAAUUUUGCCAUCAUUAAAUAUGAUAAAUUAAUUGUUAAAAGAAACACUAUAAAGGAGAAGAGGAAAAGGCAGACACCUACCCCUCCUGAAACGGAUGCACAACCGAGGAAACAAAAGACAUUAAACACUUUGUCCAACAAGAGAAUUAACGCAUUUGAUAAAAUGAAAGGUCGAUCGCUAUCCUUUACUGGAAACCUAGACGCUGAAGAACAAUAACAACUAAACACUGGUCACCGGAAACAGCAAACAAAUAAUAAACAGAACAAAGUAAUUGACAA